This is a messenger RNA of Bombina bombina (fire-bellied toad), 2057 nucleotides long. RefSeq names its product gastrula zinc finger protein XlCGF8.2DB. The transcript has 2 exons. NCBI's taxonomy places the organism in Eukaryota, Metazoa, Chordata, Amphibia, Anura, Bombinatoridae. Bases 725 to 1798 code for a protein of 357 amino acids. The record is from RefSeq and is a predicted model, not a curated record.
UUUUUCGCUGCCUGUUUCAAGAUCCUGCUGAACGAAGCAGUGCCAUACAGCUGUACGGCACAUCUCUCAUAUGCUUCCCUCGCGCCAAACAACUGAGCCCAGAUGCCUGGAGCUGCACUUCCGAGAUCCUCCUGCUACAUCUACGCGGUGAGACUACAUUUACUCUAGUCUUGUGGACUCAUCUUAACUUACAUUAUUUUGGUUGAUAUCCAUCUCCUUCCUAAAACUGCAGUAUAUGUCUAUCUGUCUGUCUAUAUCUGUCCUUCUGUCUAUCUGUCUAUAUCUGUCCUUCUGUCUAUGUCUAUCCGUCCAUCUAUAUCUGUCCUUCUGUCUAUGUCUAUCUGUCUUUAUAUCUGUCCUUCUGUCUAUGUCUGUCUCUUUAUAUCUGUCCUUCUAUCUAUGUCUAUCUGUCUGUCUAUAUUAGUCCUUCUGUCUAUGUUUAUCUGUCUAUAUCUUCCUUCUGUCCAUGUCUAUCUGUCUGUCUAUGUCUGUCCUUCUGUCUAUGUCUUUCUGUCUGUCUAUAUCUGUCCUUCUAUGUCUAAUUGUCUGUCUGUCUAUAAUUAAAUGUGAUGUUUAUAAAAUCUUUGUUAUCAAUAAAUAAAAACCUGUAGGUGCAUUACACUGAUAUAUAAAGACCGAGCAUUAUGUGAACAAGGUAGGAAAUCUCGACAAUAGUGCAAAGUAACAAUUUAAAAAGAAAUCCUAAGGAUUCGUCACUUUAACUAUGAUUUUAUUUUUAGUUCAAGCGAACCAUGAAAAAGCAAAAGUGGAGCAAAUAGAGGAUCUGUGUAUGAUGAACCCGCUUGAUAUUCAUGAGCCGGAGAACCGAGAGGAACUUGAUGUGGAAAAGCACCAAGACCCAGACACAAAUGAGCUGGCGAGAUGGAAUAUUCCUAGAGAACAUCAGAUCGCUGUCACUUAUAUCAAGACGUUUAUCGAUGAAACAACCAGCAUACCAGACAUUUGUGAAAUUGUUUCUGCAGAAAAACAUAAUUUCAGGGAUAGUAAUUUACAAGAACAGAUAAUAUAUACAAGAAAGAAGACGGAUGGUUCUAAAUAUUGGAAAUGUUUUGCUGAGGACCACCAGCCAGUCAACCAUGAGUUAGAUACUACCAGCAAUAAGAUAUUUGCUUGUUAUGAAUGCGGAAAAUUAUUUACAUAUAGGGCAAAUCUUUUACAACAUCUGAGGAUCCACACAGGAGAAAAAACAUUUUCAUGUUCGGUUUGCGGGAAAUCUUUUACAAAGAAAUCUGAUCUUCUUCGCCACGAGAAAAAUCACUCCGGAGAGAAGCCAUUUUCCUGUCCUGAGUGUGGCAAAUGUUUUAACAGAAAGUCGAACCUAAAUACUCAUCAGAAAAUUCAUACAGGUGAGAAACCGUUUUCAUGUCUGGAAUGUGGAAAAAGUUUUAACCAGAAGUCCAGUCUUAUGACACAUCAGAAAAUUCACACCGGAGAGAAACCCUAUACUUGUUUAGAAUGUGGCAAAUGUUUUACCCAGAAAUCAGACCUUCUCAGGCAUAAAAAUAUUCAUACAGGAAAGAAACCAUUUUUAUGUUCCGAAUGUGGGAAAUGUUUUAACCAGAAGUCGAACCUUAUUAAUCAUCAGAACUUUCACGCAGGAGAGAAACCAUUUUCUUGUCCAGAGUGCGGCAAACGGUUUACUCAGAAAUCAGAUCUUCAUAGGCAUCAGAAAAUCCAUACAGGAGAAAAGACAUUUUUAUGCUCUGAUUGCGGAAAAGGGUUUACUAGGAAAAAAAAUCUUGCUAACCAUCAAAAAAUUCACAUACAAAACCAUUAAUAUAUUCUGCAUGUACAAGUGUAAAUUUAUUAUGUUAUUUAUUCAACUAAAAGACAUGAAAUGUACUCAGAAACUUUGGACUUGUACAUUUUUUGUACCUUUUAUUAUGGGAUCAGAAUUCCUGUGCAAUGACCACCACAUGACAUUUUGUGGGAUUUUCCUCUAAAUGUUUGGUUAUUAUUGUAUUGCAGCUUGCACUGCUUAAUUAUGUCAUCAAUCAAAAUUUAUAUGAAAUUAAUAAUAACACUGAAGUCAUAAA